AUGUCCUCCAACUCUUCUAGUCCCAAAUGGCCCAACACUAUUCACUUCAACGACGCUUAUAUGGCUUAUCAGAACCAUUUCAACGGUUUCGCUCAAAUCUGUGCAAUAGUUCCGUGGAUUUACAUAAUUCCUAGUUUCCAUAUCAUCUGUAAAAUCUUCGCAGUCUACCUGACUUCUAACUGGACCCGCCCAGAGCCCGGACUUAAUCAACAUGUGUUUCUGGUUAUCUCCUUAUCACAACUCACUGUUUUCGUUUUCUUUCUAUUUGACUACUUCACUGUCCGACUUCCAUCUACAGGAUUAUUCACUUCUUGGUGUGCUUCUAUUGAGCCGAAUCAUUUUUUGAAGGGGUUGUUUAUGACUGCGUAUUACACUAAUUAUUCAGCAAUGAUUUUCCCGUUUAUGGUUCCUGUUGUCAGAUUAGUGGUUGUGACCUUUCCAAGGAAUCAUUUCAAGAUAAACUCAAUUCUAUUACGCGUCGGAGUGCCGUUAACCUGGAUUUAUCCGAUUUUAUUCACAUUUUUUCUAAUUCCGGCUGUUGGGGUUUGUCGUCAAAUCAGUAGUCCCUAUCCGUUCGGAUCUGUUCAUAUCUAUUACGCAAAUCCUGCUUUUGGGCUCCGGAACUCCCCUCUAUACCUUGGAAACACUCUGACAUGGAUGACAUUAUCAGUUAUGGCAAAUAUAAUACUUUUCUGGAAAGUGGCCAAAGCUAGAGCCCAACUGAUCACUUUUCAGAGAAGUGGAGUCUCAUAUAAAGCCGAGUUAUCACUGAGUAUUACUACAGUAACCAUGAUACUGUUUUAUGUGAUCAAUGGAACUUUCGUUGUAAUGUACAUUCUUUACUACGGAAAAGCGGCUUACUUCACCCACCUUGUUACUUUAAAAUCCUUCGCUAACGACCUACAAACUUGUGUAAUUCCAUGGAUCUUCUAUUUGACUCAUCCGGUGUUUAGGAAAAAGACGAUCACAACUUCUGAUGUUUUUGUUUCGACGAGUUCUUUCAAAAGACGAGUUAUGAAUUGA
This is a messenger RNA of Caenorhabditis briggsae, 1023 nucleotides long. It is a transcript of the gene Cbr-sru-6, whose product is annotated as Protein CBR-SRU-6. The transcript is spliced from 4 exons. Lineage: Eukaryota; Metazoa; Nematoda; Chromadorea; Rhabditida; Rhabditidae. The record is from RefSeq and is a predicted model, not a curated record. Bases 1 to 1023 code for a protein of 340 amino acids.